Molecule: messenger RNA, 1529 nt
Organism: Bursaphelenchus xylophilus (pine wood nematode)
Lineage: Eukaryota; Metazoa; Nematoda; Chromadorea; Rhabditida; Aphelenchoididae
Source: the annotation of a GenBank genome assembly
AUGGGAACUCCACUCGCUCCCGCCAAAAUCAAUAUCGGCGACAAGAUCCGGGACCAAUGGAUUGUGAAAAAGAAACUCGGAGAAGGUCAGUUUACGUCUAUUCUAUUGUAAAUCCUCGAAACUAGGCGUGAGGUCAUUAUAUUUUCAGGCUCAUGCGGGAUGGUCUACCUGGUCCAGAACAUCAAAACUCAAGGUGUGGAAGGUCGGGCAGCGAUGAAAGUGGAGCCAUUCAUGAAGUCCAAGGACGAUGAGAUCCUUAAAAUGGAAGUGUUCGUCCUGAAGAAGGUCCAGAAGUCGAAGAAUGCGUGCAAACUAUUGCUGGCCGGGAAGGGGAAGAACUACAGUUUCCUGAUCAUGUCAUUGUUGGGAAAGGAAUUGAGCGAACUGCGACGGAGAUACUUUGCCGACCGAAAAAUGCCUCCGGUCACAACGCUCAGAGUCGGAAUUCAAGCCCUUCAGGUAAUGUUUUGUUAUAGCAACGUUUAUAAAGGAGCUAGAAUAAGUUGAGUAAUCGUAAAACAGGUCAGAUGCUUUGUUCUACCUGAUUUCUGACUGUGUAACAUCAAAAACUCAUUAAUUUCUAGUCACUAUCUAAUCAAAUCCGUAUUUUAGGCCAUCCAGGAUCUUCAUUCCGUUGGAUUUGUUCAUCGAGAUGUCAAACCGACCAAUUUUGCUUGUGGGUACGCCAAUAGACGAAUCAUCUACAUGUUCGAUUAUGGCCUGGCUCGACAAAUCAUGACCAAAGAUGGAAGUAAAAUGAAACUCCGAGAUCCAAGACCUAAAGUUUCGUUUCGAGGAACUGUCCGAUAUUGCUCUAUUAAUGUCCAUCAAUACAAAGAGCAAGGAAGACACGACGAUCUCUGGAGCUUGUUGGUAAGAGACUAUAAAAAAUCCUACUAACGCCCCGAUGGCUUGUAUACAUAGCUAAUUCUUUCAGUACAUGUGCAUCGAACUUUGCACUGCAACAUUACCUUGGAAAGGAAUGUCCAGGAAGGAAUCUGGAGCCAUUAAAGCAUCUGUUUCGGACGCAUCUCUCUGCAAAGAAUGCCCACCAUCCUUCCUCGAACUCGCCAAAAUCCUCAAGACCUAUGAAUACAAGACUACUCCAGCUUAUGAUUCCUUCAAAGCAUCUUUUAUAAAAGAUAUCCAAAAUCUCAAAGGUAAUAUGAAUGACCCUUUCGAAUGGGAGAAAUCUGAGAAAAAGACCGAGAAGAAGCAGGAGGAGAAGGAUAACGACGAGAAGGCCGAGUUUGAUCAGGUCAGUUAUAUUACACAUGAUUAUUUUGAGCAACAUGGGUAACACACUGUUCUUGUUUCAAAGACCAGAGACAGGGCCUUUAGAAGGCCAGCAAGACUUAUUAGAAGAACAUUAUACCUUUAUUUCAUUCCAGAGCGAAGACACGGACACCAAAAAGGAUGUGGGAGAAUCUGUAGAAUCAGCCGCUACUGAUGAUGAGUCCCAGACGAAGGGAUUUGCCAAAGAGGAUACUCUCGACAAUGUUGCUGAAAUGAACAACAACAACAAAUAA